AACUUUCGGUUUCCAGUUAGACAUUGGAUAUAAACUAAACAAACAGUGCACCAGGUGGACACUUCAAGAAAGACUGCAAAGGGAACAAAACAGCAGACAAAACAUCUUUUGGACUGGGCUACUGAUCAUUUUCUUGCUCUUCUAAUGAGAUUGUGUUGCUGAACUUGGACGACAAACAUCAUGGGAGUCAAAGGAUUAAAAUCUUACAUAGAGGAAAAUAAUCUCUAUUUGAAAGACCAUUUUACAGGGAGCAAGUUAGUUAUCGAUGGGUGUAAUCUGUGCAGUGCUCUUUAUGAAGCCUCAUAUCAUGAUUUGAAGCAUGGUGGGGAUUAUUACGUUUAUGAGAGUUUGAUCAAGAAGUUUUUUGCGGCUCUGAAAAACUGCAACAUAGAGCCCUAUGUUAUCCUUGAUGGAGGAAGUGGCCAUACUGACAACAAACUGAAGACCCUCAAGCAACGUGCCCAACAAAGAAUUAAAACAGCUAAAGACCUGUCAUUAGGGCGCAAAUGUUAUGGUGGAGGUAUUAAACCAGCACUCUUGCCAAUUGUUUUCAGCCAGAUGCUCACUCUUUUGAAGGUACCAUUUGUCCAGUGCAUGGAAGAGGCUGACUGGGAAAUUGCUGCUCUGGCCAAUCAGUGGAAUUGUCCAGUCCUAUCAGACGAUAGUGACUUCUUUAUCUUUGAGCUAAAAGCAGGAGUUUUACCCAUUUCACAUUUCGAGUGGCGCAAAGUUUCCGCCCAGAAGUUCAUUCCAGCCAAGAGAUUUUUAGUCUCAAACUUCUGUAAGUCUCUCCACAACCUGAACGAGCAGUUUCUCCCUCUCUUUGCUGCCUUAGCAGGGAACGACUAUAUAAAUGUCCCAAAACACACUAUAAGAUGGGAGGAACUCUCCAGAUAUAGUGGAAAACAUACCCGUCUUGAUGGCAUCCUCCAUUGGUUGUCUGGCUUCCAAGAUACCAAGGAAGCUAUUCGCGCUUUUCUUGACUGCGUCGGAGAUCAGAAGUCCAGAGGUCAAGUACAGACGGCUCUCACAGCGUGUCAUAAAGAAUAUGAAGUGAAAAAAAGCAACGUGGCCCAGUUCUUUUUGAAGGCUGUCGUCCCCGGCAAAUUGCCAGUGGAGCUGCAGGUUCUCCCCGACUGGAUGCGGAUGCCACUGUCUGAGGGGAAUCUGAGUUCUACUAUCAUCGAUGCCCUAGUGUUACAGAGAGUCCGACUGAGGGCACAAGUUGAGAACUUUGAAUUCCCCAGCAGCCAUGCGAUCUCGAGGCCUAUUCGUCAGGUGCUGUAUGGCCUUCUGUUGUCCGACCAGAAGCAGAGGGAUGACAGAAAGCCCAUAGUUGCCCGUGUGAACCCAGGAGAGUGCUAUGUGGAAGAAUAUGACAGAGAGGGCUUGACUCUAACCAUUUUCUGGGUUAAGGCUGCUUGCCCGGUUAGUGGGAAGGACCUACAUCUGAAAACACUGAACGAGGCCCCACGGGAGCUACGAUUGAAGGUCCUUAACGACACGCUUGGUGUGUCCAAACUCAUUUCAACACCCAUUGCAGCCAAAUUUCAGCUUCCUGUCUACGUCACAUGCUAUUGGCUUAGUAAAGCCGACCCACAGCCAUGUUUGGAGCACCUGUGGGCCUUGCUCCUGGGAUUUGUGUUUGGAGAGCUGAGUGACCGAUACAAGGGCGAGACAGGUAUUGCGCUGGUGUUGAAGAGACUGACCAACCUGGGGAGUCACACCACACCUGGAGGCCCAGACCUGAUGGCAGCUCACACCUACAGCCAAUGGCAGGCCUGCAUGAGGGACACUUACAAACUCAACCAACUGCUGUGUCUCCCUCAGGCUGAACUCUGGCCAGAUCCUGAACUUGCAAGGCUUUAUAGCGGACCCUUGGUUCACCAGGCUGCAGCGAGGCUGAGGAGAGGCGCCACCCCAGAGUCGUUCCUCAGUGGGGGGCCAAUCCCCCUGCAGCUCUUCAGAGACCUCGAACGUGCCGUGCUGGACUCCCUGGAUGACGACGUCAGGGACCGGCUGCAGAGAGGGCUGCCACAAAAUCACCCUACGAGAAGAGCCCAAACUAGAGGGAACUUGGAUGAACUGGCCAGACAAUUCGAUCAGAUGUGAGAUGAUGAGAGGAAAGGCGAAGUCUGAGGAUUAGGAAGCCUAUGUCCAGAUCCGCACCCGACACAAGAAGAAGAGCAAGGCUCUGCGAGCUUGCAGUCCUCAUAAACUGAAUAAGCGAAACAGAGUGAUGGGCAGCAUGAUCACAUACAUCAACUUUCAGAACUUAAGAAACACUUUUUAAAGUCUUACAUAAUUAUAUUUACCUCAUGAAUGUGUUGCACUCAAGAUGAACACAUAAUGGAAUGAAUAUUUGCUAAUCUUUCUAUCUUUUAAUGUAUUUUAAUGUUUUAAGACUUGUGAUUGAUAAUCUAUUUUAAUAGAGUUCUUUGUUGUACCAACUAUACUGACAUGAUGAUGCAUGUACGUAUGCAUAUAUAUUUUGUUCUAGGAGGCCAUAUAAUUUGAUUUUAAAAUUUUAAAAUUUUACGAUUAAGUUGUUUGUUUUCUGUCUUGGUAUUGAAGAAUUCUAGCCUACAAAUCUAGACGCACCCUAGCGUCCCAUUUGCUGCCAGGGCUAGAAGAAUUCAUCUCAGCCUCCUUAUUUUAAGGUUUAUUAAAACAUUUGAA
Messenger RNA from Alosa sapidissima (American shad), 2679 nucleotides. Its product is annotated as protein asteroid homolog 1-like. The record is from RefSeq and is a predicted model, not a curated record. The transcript is spliced from 5 exons. NCBI's taxonomy places the organism in Eukaryota, Metazoa, Chordata, Actinopteri, Clupeiformes, Clupeidae. The coding region runs from base 181 to 2112 and encodes 643 amino acids. Gene Ontology annotation, molecular function: nuclease activity.